ACAUCGCAGUCAGAUGACUUCCAUUCACAUGACUGCAAUUAGUAAAAGAACGUUUUUGUUAAAUUGUAGUUGGUCUUUCUUACUAUGUCAUCAAAACACAGGCUACGUUAUGACUGAUAGUUUAGGUGUGCUAGGUAGCGUUUUCGCUUUCACAAUUAGUUGCCAGUCAGCUGAGCAUUUGGAACAUUUAGCAAGUGAUUAGCUAGCACUUAGAUAGUAGCUAGCUAGCUGGUUGGUUGAGCUAGCUGUUCCCCAGGAGACAACUUUAAUUUACUUAAAAUUAACGUGCCAGCAGAGUUUGUAAGAAUGGACAAAAUUGCUAAAGAUGUGGGUGAUAUCCAGUCCCGACUGUUAGACCACAGACCAAUCAUCAACGCAGAGGUCUGCUACUUCGUGAGAGAGUUUGAGGAAAAACGUGGACACAGGGAGAGCAGACUGCUGGACAACCUAAAUAAAAUGGUUUUGGAAACCAAUGAGCAAAUCCUGCCAACAGAUUUAGGGGGCAUGCUGACUGAUGUUGUUAAACGGUUGGAGGCUGCUAAUCACAUGGCAGAGAGAGUCCAGCAGAGGGAGCUAGAGGCACAGCAGAGCAUGCAGCUGCAGGUGAACAUGGAGCGUUUGAAAGAUGAUUGGGCAGAGUUUCUUAAAGAACAGCAGAGAUUAAAGGAGGAGGUGAAUGAGGAGCACGCCAAGGCUGUAGGACAACUCACCACAGAGUACAGUGAAAAGAAGAAGGACUUGACCAAGUUUUCACUCCUCUAAUCAGUUGAUGUUUGCAGAUUGGGGAGUAAACAAACCUCUCUUAUUCCCUGCUUAUGUUUGUUAUGGACCUGCACGUCAGUUUUUUUGCACGUUUAAGACGAAUCUAUCGCCUUUGAUUGAUGAACUCAGCCGUUGGCAUAAAACGUAGAGGUUUUGCGCCUACACAAGACUCCACAUUUUUCAAAUCUUCAAUAUGAAAGUGUGAUUUACAACGUGGCAUUUCUCAGGCCAUCAAACUAACAAGUUUCUUUGGCAAAUGGAACUUUCACGGCACCUAAAAGGUCUGGAAUAUGUCAUUUUUAAACAAGCAAUCAUGUGAUUGUUCCUUGGCCGUGAAGUUUUCAACAUUUCAAGAUUUUUAAUGGAUGCCUGCCUGAAGGGUGCUGAUGACAAAUUUGCAUUUGCCUCUAGUUGAAAGGAACCUGGAGUUUAGCACCAGGGCAAGAUAUUCUAAGCACUGAAAGCCAGAUCAUUAAAUGUUAAAGGAGCCCUUCUGAGCAGGUGUGUUUAAAGCACGGCUCAACUGUUGUAGAAACAAGCUCAAACUAAACAGUUUCCAGAACAAAUCAUCCCUCAUCAGCCGUCCUGUGUUUGGAACAUUUGACCUCUGAUGUUAACUUUGUGUAAACCAACUGUCUGUGAAGUAACUCUCAUUAUAAAAGGCCUUUGCUGAAACCAAUUAGAAUGAUCAGCAGCAGCUGUUUUUUGUUUGCUUUGCCACCUCAAAUCGGAUUUAUAUGAGUUACAAAUCCAAUAUUUUCAUUGCUGUUUAAACAGA
Molecule: messenger RNA, 1540 nt
Organism: Etheostoma cragini (Arkansas darter)
Lineage: Eukaryota; Metazoa; Chordata; Actinopteri; Perciformes; Percidae
Gene: bloc1s5
Product: biogenesis of lysosomal organelles complex-1, subunit 5, muted
Exons: 5
Coding region: 307-762 (151 amino acids)
Cellular component (GO): transport vesicle; BLOC-1 complex
Source: RefSeq, a predicted model, not a curated record